This is a messenger RNA of Salvelinus sp. IW2-2015, 1089 nucleotides long. Its product is annotated as Mpv17/PMP22 family protein. Gene Ontology annotation, cellular component: membrane; mitochondrion; cytoplasm. Gene Ontology annotation, biological process: cellular response to reactive oxygen species; mitochondrial ribosome assembly. The record is from RefSeq and is a predicted model, not a curated record. Lineage: Eukaryota; Metazoa; Chordata; Actinopteri; Salmoniformes; Salmonidae.
UGCAUGAGACCAGGGUCUACUCUGCCUUUGAGAAACAGCAUGUUGUUGGUAUAGAUUUGCUGACUUAUACUGUGGACCAUUACUUUGAAGGCUACUAGGUAAAGCCUUAUCACACUCCCUCUGACAGAACUUUGACCAGCCAAGCAGACCUCUCUGACCUCUGAGAACCUGCCUCUUAUUGGCUGASAAUUCCAUUGACCCCACCCUUCCCUGUCCUCCAGAAGCAAGCAGUGUGAAUCUUGUGCCUCUGCCACUGCUGUGUUCCAAGCGGUGGACGAGACAGCYAAGUUGUAAGUAACCAUGAGUCGAGCYUGGGCCUUGUUUAAGGCCCACCCCUACAUCAGCAACGUGGUCGGAUACACAACCCUGUUCGCAUCCGCGGACCUCAUACAGCAAAGCAUGCUUGGAGGGAAACAGAGUGGUGGAUUAAACACAGACAAGGGAACACUCACCAUCCAUGACUYAGARGGGGCCAAGCUUAACAUGGAGGGAACCAAUAMUUCCACUGGUACUAAAAGUGUCACAACAUGGGCUGAUAUUGACUGGUCCCAGACCGCUCGAGUGGCCUUUGUUGGGUUCUGUUUCCAUGCCAAUUUCAACUACCAUUGGCUGAAGGGGCUGGAGAGGAUGUUGCCAGGGGGAGGGGCCAAAAGGGUGUCGGGGAAGGUAGUGCUGGAUCAACUGGUUGCUGCCCCCGCUACUAUCAGUGCCUUCUUCAUAGGUCUUAGUGUAUUAGAAAACAAAGAGGACCCAUUGGAAAACUGGAGGGAGAAAUUCUGGACUUCAUACAAGACUGGAGUGGUCUACUGGUCAACAAUGCAGGCAUUGAAUUUCUCCCUGGUUCCCCCAGUUGCUCGUACAGUGUUUGUGGGUGGCAUCACGCUGGUGUGGACAGUAUUCCUGUGCCAUUUCAGACAGCAGAAAGAUGAUACACAAACCAAACCCCCCUCUCACUGAUAUGGAUGUUAUUGGAUGAGUUGUGUGAUGAGAAAAUGUGACAAUUAUUUAAUUGAAUAGCUUUUAUGUGUUGCACGCUUAUAACUUGAUUAAAGUAGUUAUUUUAAAGAAUGUGUUUUUCAUCUUUGCAUG